AUGUAUUCAUUUAAAAUAAAAGAAAGUUCUAAGAAGAACGAAAUUUCAGCAACAGAAGCUAAUGAUGGCAUUAGAAUGUUGUGGACGGCGUGUGGUGAGACGAGGUGGUCCGUGGUGGGCCAACACAAAACAUGGGCCGGGGGUGGUCGGAGACAGGCCCGGGCACGGAGACUCGCAAAACAUGCGAGGGUUCCCGGUACAGCGAGGCGCGCCGGGUGGCCUAACGUAGCGACCUCCACGCAGAACAAACAACUAUUAGGAGAAUGUCCACAAUUGAUACGAGAUCAUCGUUAA
Danaus chrysippus (African queen) is the source of this 294-nucleotide messenger RNA. Lineage: Eukaryota; Metazoa; Arthropoda; Insecta; Lepidoptera; Nymphalidae. The record is from the annotation of a GenBank genome assembly.